UUCAGUUGGAUAGAGUAAUCAUGGGGCUGUGGACAUGUGGCUUGCUGCUAUGUGCAGUGGUCGUUUGCAUCACAGAAGGGCGGCAGUUGCCGGGUGACGAGGACUGGCUGGAGCUGGACACACCGCAGGGACCCGUGCGCGGCCGCAGGGACCCCAAUGCAAACCACUUGUACGCCUUCUAUAAUAUACCAUACGCUACUGCUCCAGUCGGGGAGAACAAAUACAAGCCUCCCCUACCGGCUCCAAGAUGGACAGAGCGAUUUGACGCCAUCAAUAGGCAUAUCGUAUGUCCACAAGCUUCAAUGCCUGACAUGGUGUUGGACGGGCAGGUACUGGAACAGGAAGACUGUCUUGUGGCCAAUGUAUUUGUGCCAGACACGCAAGAGAAAAACCUUCCGGUUUACGUUGUGGUUCACGGAGGAGCUUUUGUAAUCGGUUAUGGUGCAAUUGUAUCAUCGUCCCGUCUAUUGGAAAAUAAAGAUAUAAUAUUAGUCAACUUUAACUAUCGUCUUGGUAUUCACGGAUUUCUUUGCCUUGGUACCGAUGAUGUCCCUGGAAAUGCCGGUAUGAAAGAUCAAGUUGCAGCCCUCCGAUGGGUGCAAGAAAACAUUGCUAGCUACGGCGGAAAUCCAAAUGACGUCACGCUUGGCGGCUAUAGCGCUGGCUCCGCAUCAGUGGAUCUCUUAAUGUUGUCAAAAUCAGCUGAAGGAUUGUUUCACAGAGUAAUUCCUGAGAGUGGCGGAAAUCUAGCUGCAUUUUCAGUACAGAGAGAUCCUAUAGAGAGCGCGAAAUAUCAAGCCAGAAAACUGGGCUUUAAUAAUGUUGGAGACAUUUCAGCAUUGGAAGAGUUUUAUAAGACAGCUUCGCUUGAGAAAUUAACAUCGGAUGCAUUUAUGGAAAGACCUGAUUCUACAUUUCUUUUUGGACCAUGUGUAGAGCGUGAAACAGAUAGUGAAGCAUUCCUCACCGAAUCACCUCUUAGUAUAUUGCAGAAGGGCAGUUACAAGAAGUUACCAAUUCUGUACGGAUUUGCCAACAUGGAAGGCCUAUUUCGUAUGAACUUGCACAAUGAAUGGAAAGAAAAAAUGAAUGAAAAAUUUUCGGAUUUCUUACCAGCUGACUUGACAUUCGAAUCUGAAGCCAAAAAAGAGGAAGUAGCAAAUAAAAUUAAAAAAUUCUUUUUCGAUGACAAAUCAGUUUCCACAGAUAACGUAUUAAGUUACAUUGAAUAUUUUACAGAUGUCUUAUUUGCUUAUCCUAUGCUUUGGGCUGUAAAAAAAUACGUAGAGGCCGGAAACAAUGAAAUCUAUUUAUAUGAGUAUUCUUUUGUGGAUGAGAAUACCCCAUUAGUGCCAAACACUAAUGUAAAAGGUGCUGAUCACUGUGCUCAAACCAUGGCGGUAGUUGACGGCGAUGAAAGUGGUGAAUCCAUAGAAAUGCAAACUAUGAGAAAAAAUAUUCGUGAAAUAUGGCGCAACUUCAUCAAAACUGGUAAGCCGUCAUCCGAGUGGCAACCUGCAAGAGCGGACAGAUCCCCGUACAUGGACCUAGGAGUGAAAAUUGAGUUGAAAAACGAGCCGCUCUUGGGUCGACGGAAUGAAUUGUGGGAUGACAUCUAUAGCAAACAUUACCUUGACUCUGUUCCACCAUCAACACCGCCGAGCGGAGAGGACUGGCUGGAGCUGGACACCCCGCAGGGACCGGUGCGCGGCCACAAAGAUCCCGAUGCGGAUUUGUAUGUCUUCUAUAACAUACCCUACGCCACAGCUCCAGUUGGUGUAAACAAAUACAGACCACCCCUACCAGCUCCUAAAUGGACGGAACCAUUCAAAGCUACCAACAGGCAUAUCGUAUGCCCACAGCCUUCAUUUCCCGGUGUUGAGGUAGACGAAACCUUAGUGGAACAAGAGGACUGUCUUGUGGCCAAUAUAUACGUACCAAACACAGAAGAGAAAAAUCUCACGGUUUACGUUGUUGUUCACGGAGGAGCUUUUAUUAUGGGUUACGGAUCAAUGCUAACAGCGAAUCGUCUAUUGGAAAAUAAGGACAUGAUAUUAGUAAACUUUAACUAUCGUCUUGGUAUACAUGGAUUUCUUUGCCUUGGUACAGAAGAUAUCCCAGGAAAUGCCGGUAUGAAAGAUCAAGUUGCAGCUCUCCGUUGGGUGCAAGAAAACAUUGCCAGCUACGGCGGAAAUCCAAAUGACGUCACGCUUGGCGGCUUCAGUGCUGGCUCCGCAUCAGUGGAUCUCUUAAUGUUGUCAAAAUCAGCUGAAGGAUUGUUUCACAGAGUAAUUCCUGAGAGUGGCGGAAAUCUAGCUGCAUUUUCAGUACAGAGAGAUCCUAUAGAGAGUGCCAAAUAUCAAGCCAGAAAACUCGGUUUUAAUAAUGUUGAAGACAUUUCAGCAUUAGAAGAGUUUUACAAGACAGCUUCGCUGGAGGCAAUAACGUCCGAUACAUUUAUCGAUAGACCUGAUUCUACUUUCCUUUUUGGACCAUGUGUAGAGCGUGAAACAGAAAGUGAAGCAUUCCUCACCGAAUCACCUCUUAGUAUAUUGCAGAAGGGCAGUUACAAGAAGUUACCAAUUCUGUACGGAUUUGCCAACAUGGAAGGCCUAUUUCGUAUGAACUUGCACAAUGAAUGGAAAGAAAAAAUGAAUGAAAAAUUUUCGGAUUUCUUACCAGCUGACUUGACAUUCGAAUCUGAAGCCAAAAAAGAGGAAGUAGCAAAUAAGAUUAAAAAAUUCUUUUUCGAUGACAAAUCAGUUUCCACAGAUAACGUUUUAAGUUACAUUGAUUAUUUUACAGAUGUCUUAUUUGCUUAUCCUAUGCUUUGGGCUGUAAAAAAAUACGUAGAGGCCGGAAACAAUGAAAUCUAUUUAUAUGAGUAUUCUUUUGUGGAUGAGAAUACCCCAUUAGUGCCAAACACUAAUGUAAAAGGUGCUGAUCACUGUGCUCAAACCAUGGCGGUAGUCGACGGCGAUGAAAGUGGUGAAUCCAUAGAAAUGCAAACUAUGAGAAAAAAUAUUCGUGAAAUAUGGCGCAACUUCAUCAAAACUGGUAAGCCGUCAUCCGAGUGGCAACCUGCAAGAGCUGACAGAUCCCCGUACAUGGACCUAGGAGUGAAAAUUGAGUUGAAAAACGAGCCGCUCUUGGGUCUACGGAAUGAAUUGUGGGAUGACAUCUAUAGCAAACAUUACCUUGACUCUGUUCCACCAUCAACACCGCCGAGCGGAGAGGACUGGCUGGAGCUGGACACCCCGCAGGGACCGGUGCGCGGCCGCAAAGAUCCCGAUGCGGAUUUAUAUGUCUUCUAUAACAUACCCUACGCCACAGCUCCAGUUGGUGUAAACAAAUACAGACCACCCCUACCAGCACCUAAAUGGACGGAACCAUUCAAAGCUACCAACAGGCAUAUCGUAUGCCCACAGCCUUCAUUUCCCGGUGUUGAGGUAGACGAAACCUUAGUGGAACAAGAGGACUGUCUUGUGGCCAAUAUAUACGUACCAAACACAGAAGAGAAAAAUCUCACGGUUUACGUUGUUGUUCACGGAGGAGCUUUUAUUAUGGGUUACGGAUCAAUGCUAACAGCGAAUCGUCUAUUGGAAAAUAAAGACAUGAUAUUAGUAAACUUUAACUAUCGUCUUGGUAUACAUGGAUUUCUUUGCCUUGGUACAGAAGAUAUCCCAGGAAAUGCCGGUAUGAAAGAUCAAGUUGCAGCUCUCCGUUGGGUGCAAGAAAACAUUGCCAGCUACGGCGGAAAUCCAAAUGACGUCACGCUUGGCGGCUUCAGUGCUGGCUCCGCAUCAGUGGAUCUCUUAAUGUUGUCAAAAUCAGCUGAAGGAUUGUUUCACAGAGUAAUUCCUGAGAGUGGCGGAAAUCUAGCUGCAUUUUCAGUACAGAGAGAUCCUAUAGAGAGUGCCAAAUAUCAAGCCAGAAAACUCGGUUUUAAUAAUGUUGAAGACAUUUCAGCAUUAGAAGAGUUUUACAAGACAGCUUCGCUGGAGGCAAUAACGUCCGAUACAUUUAUCGAUAGACCUGAUUCUACUUUCCUUUUUGGACCAUGUGUAGAGCGCGAAACAGAAAGCGAAGCAUUCCUCACCGAAUCACCUCUUAGUAUAUUGCAGAAGGGCAGCUAUAAGAAGUUGCCUAUACUUUACGGAUUCGCCAACAUGGAAGGCCUAUUUCGUAUGAAUUUCUUCAAUGAUUGGAAAACACAAAUGAAUGAGAAAUUCUCGGAUUUCUUACCAGCUGACUUGACAUUCGAAUCUGAAGCCCAAAAAGAGGAAGUAGCAAAUAAGAUUAAGGAAUUCUUCUUUGAGGAUAAACCAAUUUCCACGGACAACGCAUUAGGUUACGUUGAUUAUUUUACAGACGUCAUCUUCGCUUAUCCCAUGCUUUGGGCUGUUAAAUAUUACGUCGAGGCUGGUAACAAUGAAAUCUAUUUAUAUGAGUAUUCCUUUGUGGAUGAGAGAACCCCAGUAGUGCAUGGAUUACAGGGUGCUGAACACUGUGCUCAAUCCUUUGCUGUACAAGACGGUGAUAACGAAAGUGAAGAAACCAUAGAAAUGCAAAAUAUGAGGAGAACUAUUCGUGGAUAUUGGCGCAACUUUAUCAAAACUGGUAAUCCUUCGUCUGCAUGGCAACCAGCUGGAGCUGACAGAUCCCCGUACAUGAACCUUGGAGUGGAGGUGGAGUUGAAAAACGAGCCGCUGUUGGGUCACCGGAAUGAGUUGUGGGAUGACAUCUAUAGCAAACACUAUCGGGACUCUGUUCCACCAAAGAUAACUAAUGACGCUUAGUUUAGAUAAAGUUUUUAAAUCGAGUUUUCUCCUAGCGCCGUUGAUAUUGAUUGUACAUAACAUAAUCUCAUCACAGUGACAGAAGAGUUAAAAUUAAGUUAGGUACUAAAUAUAGACCAAAUAAAAAAUGAUGAAAAUGAAAUGAAUGUGAAAAGAAGAGAUAAGUAAAUUUCAAAUGUUGAUGCACAUUGAACAAAAGCAUUUUGAACUUCCCCAAAUACAUUGUGGUAGGAUUUUGAAGAUGCGGAAGCAUUAAUAUAAAAACAUAGGGGUAGACGAAAGAAUUCAUAACUUAGCAACAAUCAUAUUACCUAAGAGUAGGUAUGAAAACCGAAACUGUAGGACAAUUAGUUUUUCCUAAAGUGUUAGUAACUUGUAUAGAAGUCCUUUAUAACACGUAUUCCGUACAUUUUCAACUGUAAAAAUAAAUAUGUGAUAAAAUAAUGAAACAUUUAACAAAUAUAUAUUAUGUAUUACGGUAAAUAUGUGCCUACUGAAAUAAUCACAUUGUUUGUCU
Molecule: messenger RNA, 5316 nt
Organism: Trichoplusia ni (cabbage looper)
Lineage: Eukaryota; Metazoa; Arthropoda; Insecta; Lepidoptera; Noctuidae
Exons: 7
Coding region: 21-4799 (1592 amino acids)
Source: RefSeq, a predicted model, not a curated record